GAUGAGCGACAAUAUCGCGAUUUGUCCCUCCCUGGAACGGGCUCUGGGGACCGUGUCAUCUCCCGUUUCCAUGAUACCUACAGACGUCCUGCUGUCAAUCUUCUUCCUCCUGACGGACCAAAACAAUACUUCCACAAAGAAAAACCCCAAUAUUCUAGUCACGAUAUCGCAUGUCUGCCAGUUGUGGCGGAAGGUGGCGUUAUCAUCUGGUACGCUCUGGGCCUCCAGCAUUGACUGGACCACAUCACGACCAAUCGCCUGGCUGAAACAAGUAGUCGAGCGUACUGGAGACGCGAAGCUGGACUUCUCAGCCAAAACCAACCUGGACACGAGAGUAAGGCUGCCCGGCAACGCCAAAGUGCUUGCUAGCGUCGCAAGUAAACGCAUUCGAUCUAUAGACCUUGCGUUCGAAGGCUAUAUAGGAAUGCCGCCACCUUUUCGAGAAAUUUGGAGAGAGCUCCGGGGACCAUUCCCAGAGUUGCAGGUUCUGUCUCUGAAAACGGAUAGCAUUGGAAUGGGUCGACAAGAAUUAAGUCGCGUAGACGAGUGGCGCCUGCUCGAGGAGCACCCGAAACACCUGCGCGUAUUGCGGCUCAUCCUCUUUCGUCCCAACUUCGACAAUCUUUCGAUGUUCAAGAAUUUGCACGAGUUAUCGGUUUCGCAUGUCACGGUUGACCCACCGCAUAUCGCAAAGUGGCUAGAUGUUCUCCGCGUCAUGCCACAGCUAAUCGAGCUGACGAUCGUCAAAUCCUUGGGCAGAGGUAUUCAUCCCGACAUCCCUCGAACCCCCGUCUUCUUACCGGAUCUCAAGAAACUGGUGCUAGAUGGGGAGGCUGGAUCCGGAGAUGGCGUUGACUCAUUCCUCCCGUACAUCAGCACACGAGCGGGGUGCAGCCUCUUCUUCACAGCCCGUUCUCCUCGAGGGCGAGUGCCAUUCAAUAGCGAUGAAUCCUGCCUGGCUGAAUGGUUCAGACGCUGGACGAACGAAGAUUAUCAAAGUAAAUCACUUUUUGCAUUUUUACAUGCCAGUUGCAUCGACAUCCACAAUCUCCCGUCUCACUCUGAAGCUACACCCAUCCCUGGGCUGUUAUUUCGUGUGUCGCUGGAAGACCUCUCUAAUGAAGGCCUCGUCCUUCCUGAAUGCACAGGAUCUCUCGUAUCCACACUAGAAAAGUUUAUAGGAAAGGCCGAGUUCCUCACAGUUGUUGCUCCCUUACCCGGCCUCGCCAUCCCCUAUCACGACUUCUUGCGGCUUCUUAUCUCCUUGAGAAAGCUUCAGAUCAAUGUUUUAUCGGAACGCCGUCGAAGUUGGGCGACACCAGAUCCAGAUCCCGAACAUUAUAUCAAGGAAGUAGUGGGAUCCUUCAUGACGGGUGACAACGUUCCUUUAUCAGUCUUGCGGAAUACUUUCCCCUUAUUGGAGGAAAUAGUCGUACUCAAGAGGGGGGACUUUUUAAGAUACCAUGUAAUAUCCCACGAUAGUUG
This is a messenger RNA of Cyclocybe aegerita, 1485 nucleotides long. The record is from the annotation of a GenBank genome assembly. Lineage: Eukaryota; Fungi; Basidiomycota; Agaricomycetes; Agaricales; Hemipholiotaceae.